Molecule: messenger RNA, 2282 nt
Organism: Lathyrus oleraceus (garden pea)
Lineage: Eukaryota; Viridiplantae; Streptophyta; Magnoliopsida; Fabales; Fabaceae
Product: phosphatidylinositol/phosphatidylcholine transfer protein SFH8
Exons: 14
Coding region: 271-2130 (619 amino acids)
Source: RefSeq, a predicted model, not a curated record
UGAGGCGUGCUAUGAAAAGUGAUGAGUAGUAACAGGUGAUAUCAGAGCUCAACAGAGUGCAGUGUCGGAAUAAAACCUUCCAUCAUUUUCUCGUGAUUCACCAACUCAACAUUCUCUUCUUUUUAUUCACUCACCUUCCACUCUUACCUCACGCGUCAUUUCUCAUACCACUUUCCACGCGCUAUUCUCUGUUCUUCUUAGGGUUUUUCUCAAUUCAUCUCUCAGCGUUACUUUCCUCUCACAUUCAUCAUCCUUGCAUGCUACACUACAAUGUCCUCCUCCGUCGAUCGUUUCGCUCUUCCAUGUUUUGAGGGUUUUUCUGGUAGUGAUGAGAAAAGAGAAAGGAGAUCUGAUUUUGAGAACUCUGAGGACGAGAGAAGGACUAGAAUGGGGUCGCUUAAGAAGAAAGCUCUUCACGCUUCUUCUAAGCUUAAACAUUCUCUUAAGAAGAAAGGUGGCAGGACGAAAAGCGAUGGCAGAGUUAGUUCUGUUUCCAUUGAGGAUAUUCGUGAUGUCGAAGAGCUUCAAGCUGUUGAUGCGUUUCGCCAGUCGUUGAUCCUCGAUGAAUUGCUUCCUCAAAAGCAUGAUGAUUAUCAUAUGAUGUUAAGAUUUCUUAAAGCGAGGAAGUUUGAUAUUGAAAAAGCUAAGCAUAUGUGGGCUGAUAUGCUACAAUGGAGGAAGGAUUUUGGUGCGGAUACGAUCAUGGAGGAAUUUGAGUUCAAAGAAAUAAAUGAAGUAGUCAAGUAUUAUCCACAUGGUCAUCAUGGUGUUGAUAAGGAGGGAAGGCCUGUUUACAUUGAAAGACUUGGAAAAGUGGAUCCAAACAAACUUAUGCAAGUUACAACUAUGGAUAGAUAUGUCAAGUACCACGUAAGGGAGUUUGAGAAAUCUUUUGCAAUAAAGUUUCCUGCUUGCACUAUUGCUUCUAAGAGGCACAUAGAUUCAAGCACUACAAUCUUAGAUGUUCAAGGCGUGGGCCUUAAGAACUUUUCAAAAGCUGCCCGCGAACUCAUUACGCGGUUACAAAAGAUUGACGGUGACAAUUAUCCGGAGACUCUAUGCCAAAUGUUUAUCAUAAAUGCUGGCCCUGGGUUUAGGAUGCUGUGGAGCAGUGUCAAAUCUUUUCUUGAUCCCAAAACAACUUCGAAGAUUCAUGUUCUUGGGAACAAAUACCAAAGCAAAUUGCUUGAAGUAAUCAAUGCAAGCGAGUUGCCAGAAUUUUUGGGAGGUAGCUGCACAUGUUUAGAUCAGGGAGGUUGCCUCAGAUCCGAUAAAGGCCCCUGGAAUAACCCUGAAAUUAAGAAGAUGAUUCUAAGUGGUGAAGCUAAGCGGCCAAGGCAAGUGGUAAAAGUUUUAAACAGUGAGGGAAAGGUUAUUGCAUAUGCUAAGCCACGAGGCCCAAUGGUAAAAGGCAGUGAUACAUCCACAGCGGAAUCGGGGUCUGAAGCUGAAGACAUAGCUUCUCCAAAAGCGAUGAAAAGUUACUCAAACCUAAGGUUGACUCCUGUUCGUGAGGAAUCAAAGGUAGUUGGAAAGUCAAGCUAUGCUGUUAGUGGUAACUUAGCUGGGUAUGAUGAGUACAUUCCAAUGGUAGACAAAGCUGUUGAUGCUGUCUGGAAGAAACAAGCAUCGCUCCAGACGUUACCUAGUAGAAAAGGAACCCCCCUUCCUGACACUCCAAAGCCACCAGAAAGUAUUCAAGCUCGGAUUUGGAUAGCUCUCUCAUUUUUCUUUUUGACUAUGUUUACUUUCUUCCAUUCACUUGCAUGGCAUGUCACCAAGAAACUUCCAUCAGUAUCAUUCAAUAAGAGUACUUCAGAGCUAACUCUUGAUACCACAAACAAGUCCCCAACUCCAUCAAAUACAAAGACAAGUGCCUUAUCCUCCAUGAUGAAAAGGUUAACUGAGCUCGAAGAGAAGGUUGACAUGCUAAAGUCUAAGCCAUCUGAGAUGCCUUGGCAGAAAGCAGAAUUACUAAAUGCUGCUGUCUGCCGGGUGGAUGGUUUGGAGGCAGAGCUAAUUGCAACUAAAAAGGCUCUCUACGAAGCGUUAAUGAGGCAAGAAGAGUUGCUUGCUUACAUUGAUAGUCAAGAAGAAGCUAAGUUGCGGCGGAAGAAGUCUUGCUGGUGAGUUUUGUUGAUGCUUAUAGAGCGACUCUGGAGGGGAGGGUGGUGAUGUAAACCUUGAAAAUUGAUUUUAAAUUUUGAGUAAACUCAAUGAAGAAUUGUUUCAAACUCGUGUAUAGUUAGGAAGACUACUUUGAUCAAAACAAGCUUUGACUA